AUGAAGACUGCUUUAAUUUUGCUCAGCAUUUUGGGAAUGGCUUGUGCUUUCUCAAUGAAGAAUUUCCACCGAAGAGUCAAAGCUGAAGAUUCUGAAGAAAACGGGGUCUUUAAGUACCGGCCACGCUAUUUUCUUUACAAACAUGCCUACUUCUACCCUCCUCUAAAGCGCCUUCCAGCCCAGGGAGGCAGUGACUCUUCUGAAGAAAAUGGAGAUGGGGAUAGUUCGGACGAGGAAGGGGAAGAGGAGAAUUCAAAUGAAGAGGAGAACGCUGAAGGUUCUGAGGCGAAUGAAGAGGAGGAGGCAGAGGCCGAGAACUCCACCCUCUCUAGUGUAACUCCACUCUAUGGAGCCGAGGCCACCCCUGAAGCAGAGACUGUAGGACUCGCUGCGCUGCAACUGCCCAAGAAGGCUGGAGACGCAGAAAGCAAGGCUGCAAAAAAGAAGGAAAGCGAUGAAGAAGAAGAAGAAGAAGAGGAAGAGGAGGAAAAUGAAAACGAGGAGGCAGAAGUCGAGGAAAACGAGCAGGUUGUCAACGGCACCAGCACGAACUCCACGGAGGUGGACGGUGUCAACGGCAGUAGCGGAGGGGACAAUGCAGAAGACGGUGAGGGACAAAGCGUCACGGAAGCGGUUGUAGAAGGAGCCACAACGGGCAGGGAACCGAUCAGUGAUGGCCCCACGACUGCUGUCCUUCCGAAGGCGCUUCAGCGUACGACCCCACCACUCGAAGCCUACGGGACCUCCUCCCCACCACUCAGUAAAACCACCGCUGAGUAUUGGGGAGAAUAUGAACAAACGGGCAACAAUGAGAACGACAGUGAGUAUCAAGUGUACGAAAAUGAGAACGGAGAGCCUCGCGGGGACAAUUACCGGGCCUAUGAGGACGAAUACAGCUACUACAAGGGGCGUGGCUAUGAAGGCUACGAUGGUCAAGAUUAUUACUACCAUCAGUGAAGCCGCACCCUUGGGGUGAAUUCCCCAUUCUGUCAUUGCAUCUGGCUACCAUUUAUUUUCAAAGUUCAACUCAGGAAGGUGCAAUAUAUCAAAUGUUCAUUUUACAAUGUGGAAUGGUGCUAUAAUCCCAGAGUGAUUUCUGCAAAUGCUUCUAUUUGGAAUGGCUUCUUUUGCAUUCUCCCAGGUGUGUCAUUGUAAGUCAGGGCCGUUGAUCGAGCAGUACACUGAUGUCUGAGCUGGGCCUAGCUGGAAUGCUUCCUGUUUGUGCUGUGUGCACUAUUGUUAAUGGCCCAAACACACUCUUUGUACAAGAAGGCAACUAGAGAGAGAUUUAUGAACGAUACUGUAUACAGUAAUUGUGUACUUCCUAUAUCACACUUCCUAUCUAAUACUGUAUUAGGUUUAAUUCUCAUCCUCAUGUAUAUUAUGUGACCUGUAUGCACAGAUUUUAUCGCAAAUAAACAUGCAAUUCUUCACAUGUGUUAUAAUUAAGAAGAAAUGGGGAGCAUCAGAAAGCACGUGGGUUUAAGAAGGGUGGAACCAUUCAGAUAAAAAAACAAGCUUAUUUCCAUUAGGGUUUAAAACUCAGAGGACCUGGAAACAUUCUGUCUUCAGUCAGUCUGCACAGCUAAGGUUUGACGGUGGAGAGCAGAAUCAGCCAUAUAUACACCAGGGAACAAAUGACUCUCAGAGCUGCCAGAUUUAACAAACACGAAUACAUGUAAGAUGUCCACUUCAAUUUGAAUUUCAGAUAAAUACAAUUGUUUUUUUUAAAGAAAAAAACAAGUGCCCCCCGUGAACAAUUAGUCUCUGUGAAAUAUCUGGA
Myodes glareolus (Bank vole) is the source of this 1783-nucleotide messenger RNA. It is a transcript of the gene Ibsp, whose product is annotated as integrin binding sialoprotein. Gene Ontology annotation, biological process: ossification; cell adhesion; extracellular matrix organization. The record is from RefSeq and is a predicted model, not a curated record. NCBI's taxonomy places the organism in Eukaryota, Metazoa, Chordata, Mammalia, Rodentia, Cricetidae. Gene Ontology annotation, cellular component: extracellular region.